Caenorhabditis bovis is the source of this 765-nucleotide messenger RNA. Lineage: Eukaryota; Metazoa; Nematoda; Chromadorea; Rhabditida; Rhabditidae. The record is from the annotation of a GenBank genome assembly.
AUGUACGAGUAUUUCUGGACGGAUAAUAUAAACGAGAUGGUGCCGAUACCGUGUGUCAUCGAUGAAUGGUCCCUAUUCCUCGGAAGCCUUCUAGUCGUCCAUUAUUCGACAUCAAUGACCAGCUGCAUAUUCUUCAUCUCAAUGGAGCGCCUUUUCGCUUCAUACUACCUCAAUGAUUAUGAGAAGCGCUCGCGACGGCAUAUUUCCGUUCUGAUCAUCGCGAUUUCUGUUGUCGUUUCGUGGAUUGUCUCCAUCAUUUUCACCGCCAAUAUUCUCAAUUUUGUCGCGUUUUACACAAUUUCCGCGUUUGUUAUAUUGAUAUCGGUUUUGAUGUAUUACCUUAUAUGGGUAUAUAAUAAGAAAAUCGCGAAACGAAUGAGCACUAGCUUCCACUAUUCAUUAGCGAAACGGUUUCAAACAAAAGAGAAUCUUCUUGCCUUAAAACUCACUCGUCGGGUCUCAAUGGUCAUCUUUUCAUUCUUAUUCAUAUUUUUUACAAUAUUGCUGAUCACGUAUAACAGUGUGACAACGUUUUAUUGGAAAUAUUUCAUGUAUUCAAUGGAUACGGUAGUCAACAUAUACCCAAUCAUUUUGUGUCCCGUCGUUUUGACGUCGGUCGAUGAUUGGAAGCACGAUGUUCUUCAGGAAUUACCAUUUCUGAAACUGCUUGUCAAAACGAGCAAAGUCGCCGAGAAAAGUGUCGAACUUCAAAUCGAGUCGCAAAAGGUCGCGCAUUUCACACAAUUGAGCAAUGUGUGGAUUUGA